Messenger RNA from Panicum hallii, 1244 nucleotides. RefSeq lists its product as uncharacterized. Bases 141 to 917 code for a protein of 258 amino acids. The transcript has a single exon. Lineage: Eukaryota; Viridiplantae; Streptophyta; Magnoliopsida; Poales; Poaceae. The record is from RefSeq and is a predicted model, not a curated record.
CUAGCCGGCCGAAACCAUCAACAAAGAGGUCAGGGCGUGAAGCAAGCCCGCACAGGCACAGCACAGACCUCUUCCCAUUCAUUCCGUCCCAGCCGACGCGCUCCCGCACGGCCGCCCGGCAUCCCUCCCCAAUCCCGCCCAUGUGGCCGUCGUGGGUGAAGACGCGCAGCUCCGACUCCGCCGCGGCGUCCACCUCCACCGCGCUAGUCGCCGCCGGCGCGUCCCCGCGCCUCUCCUUCCCCUCCCCGUCCCUCAAGGACCUCCGGACGCUGCUCGCGCCGGACCCCGCCGGGGCCCCGUCCGCCGCCUCCCCGUCGCCGCGCGUCUUCCACCGCAUCCGCGUCGCGGCCUCCGCGCUCCGGGUGCUCCGCACGCUCCAGCAGCCCUCGUGCCCGGCCGCGCCCGGCAGCGCCUGCGAUGGUGAGCUCCCCGGCCCCGCCCCCGGCGGCGCGGGCGGGCGGGUGGUGCUCUACUUCACCUCGCUCCGCGUGGUCCGCCGCACCUACGAGGACUGCCGCGCCGUGCGGGCCAUCCUGCGGGGGCUCCGCGCCGCCGUCGACGAGCGGGACCUCUCCAUGGACCCCCGCUUCCUCCCCGAGCUCGCGGCGCUCCUCCCGCAGCAGCAGCGCCGCCGCGUGACGCUGCCCCAGGUCUUCGUCGGCGGCCGCCACCUCGGCGGCGCCGAGGAGGUCCGGCGCCUGCACGAGUCCGGCGAGCUCCGCCGCAUCGUGGCGCCCUCCCCCGGCUUCCCAUCCGCCUGCGCCCGCUGCGGCGGCGAGCGGUACGUGCUGUGCGGCGCCUGCGACGGCAGCCACAAGCGGUACAGCCUCAAGGGCGGCGGCGGGUUCCGCGCCUGCGCCGACUGCAACGAGAACGGGCUCGUCCGGUGCCCCGGCUGCUGCGUCCCCGCCGCCUGAUCCCAGAUCCGGCCGAGAUCCGGCUGGGCCCCUGCUUCGGGUUCCCCCUCUAGUAACUCAAAACUCUCUAGAAGUGCUAGCACUACUACUCUGUACUCCACUUGCCAUCGAACUUGAUUAGGAGGAGAUCGAUCACAAGUUCUCGUCUAGUACUGUACUACUCAUUACUGCUAGCGAUUAGUGUUCUUCAGUCAGUGACACAUCAGGAACUGGGGCUCUGGAGCUACUAUUUACAUUUCCUCCAACCUUGAUUAGAACAUAGUAGUAGAACAGUCGAUUCAGUUUCGCUGUGCUCUUGUUUAAUCCAUCUUUGGAGCUCUGGUUCUU